Molecule: messenger RNA, 2295 nt
Organism: Cheilinus undulatus (humphead wrasse)
Lineage: Eukaryota; Metazoa; Chordata; Actinopteri; Labriformes; Labridae
Product: glucose-induced degradation protein 8-B homolog
Exons: 5
Coding region: 76-762 (228 amino acids)
Biological process (GO): positive regulation of canonical Wnt signaling pathway; proteasome-mediated ubiquitin-dependent protein catabolic process
Cellular component (GO): nucleus; cytoplasm
Molecular function (GO): protein binding
Source: RefSeq, a predicted model, not a curated record
AAGAAAACGCUUUCUUCCGCUCGCUAGCUAGCUACUGCUGGAAAGUAGCGACACAAUUUUCAGGAUCUAAUCAUAAUGAGUUAUGCAGAGAAGCCGGAGGACAUAACAAGGGAAGAGUGGAUGGAUAAACUCAACAAUGUCCACAUUCAGAGAGCGGAUAUGAACAGGCUGAUUAUGAAUUACCUCGUGACAGAGGGAUUCAAGGAGGCUGCGGAGAAGUUCAGGAUGGAGUCCGGAAUCGAGCCUAGUGUGGAUUUGGAUUCCCUAGAUGAAAGAAUCAAGAUUAGAGAGAUGAUUUUGAAGGGGCAGAUUCAAGAUGCCAUUGCAUUGAUCAACAGUCUGCACCCAGAACUGCUGGAUACCAACCGUUACCUCUACUUUCACCUACAGCAACAGCAUCUGAUUGAGCUGAUUCGUUUGAGGGAGACCGAAGCUGCUCUUGAAUUUGCCCAGUCUCAGUUAGCAGAACAAGGGGAGGAGAGUCGAGAAUGUCUGACUGAGAUGGAGAGGACACUGGCCCUGCUAGCGUUUGACAACCCUGAGGAGUCACCUUUUGGGGAUCUUCUCAAUAUGAUGCAGAGACAAAAGGUCUGGAGUGAAGUGAAUCAGUGUGUGCUAGACUAUGAGAACAGAGAGUCAACACCCAAGCUGGCCAAGCUCCUGAAGCUUCUGCUUUGGGCUCAAAAUGAACUUGACCAAAAGAAAGUGAAGUAUCCCAAAAUGACAGACCUCAGCAAGGGCACCAUCGAAGACCCAAAAUAAGGACCCAGAGUGAAAACAUACCACACCAGGACACAUUUCCUUUAUCUAUUUAUACCCCAACAAACUGACUCAUUUAGAGUUCAACCUUUUCUUUUUUGUAAGGGUUGCUUUUUGAUACUUUAAUAACUUAGAAUGUGCAAACUGGAUUGAUGGCAUUUUACAAUGAUCUCACACUAAAGUAACAUGCAGGCCAUUAUUUUCUUGGUAUUAUUAUUUACAUAUUUGUUUAUGUAAAAUUAGUUCACUAGUUUUUCUGUCUGUUGGCAGGGAAAGUUGCUUGCAUAAGACGAUGUGGAUAAAGCCUAAAUUAGGCUGUCACUUUUGGUGUGUGACCACUAAGGGCCAAUCCCAUUUCUACCCCAUAACCCUUCCCCUUAGCCCUUCCCUUUCAUCUACCCCUUCCCCUUGCCUCUCAAAACAGUGGUAAGGGGUAGGGGUAAGAACCUUCCCUUUAGAAACGAGACACCACUUGAUUGCUGUUCAUCAUCACACAUUGCCGAUAAACAGUGCUUCAUCAGAGGUGACAAUAAAGCUUUGGCCAUCUCAUUCAUACUAUGUAUCUCUGUGUUGAUCUUCUCCAUAUAUUUAUACAUUUAAUAGCCCCGGUUUACAUGUGUACAUAUAGAAAGUACAAUAAACUCCCAUCCCUAGUAUCUAAAGAUUUAAUAUAUGAAAAAACUAUAGUAUUUUCUAUAAUCAUUUAUAAAUGCUGAAAAUAUUUAUAUUUAUGCACCUCCUUCAUAGUCCAUUGUGCCAUUUUGCAAGUGAAUGCAGUGCAAGCAGGGAAAUUCAUACCCGUUGGUUUCAAGUGUGGUCCUGAAAAAUUUUUGUUCAAGGGCUAUGUAGCCCUUGGCCCUUAGCCCUCAAUUCAAAAGACAAUUAAUUGGGAUACCUGUUCACCUGACAUGAAACUGCAGAACCAAGGGGGAAGAGCUAAGGUGUAGAAAUGGGAUUGACCCUAAGAAGGGGCAAACUUUGAUGUUGCAGAAAAAAUGGUUGGCUCAGUGUGAACUGCCACAAAUAAACAACUUUUUUCUUACAGAACACAAAUAUUUCAGCUAGUAGCCUGUUAUAAAGCACUCUUUGUGACGGCAGUAGCCAAAGUAAGAUACUUGGGAUGUUUUAAACUACUGUGAUGAUAUUGAUAUUUAAAUUCAGCUUUAGACUCAUAAUACAUUACCGCUUAAGACAUUGCACAUACAUGCUGACAUAGAAGAGAACAUAGAAAAGAUAAUUAAAAAACUGAGCUACACAUUAAAGUAGCAAAGAAGUGGAAUAAGGCAAGAUUUCUGGACUGAUUUUAAACUUUUCAGCGUACUGUGACUGUGCAAGCAUAAAGGCAGCCUCAGAUUCAUACUGUUAUUGAAUAUCACUGAUUAUAAAAAGAUGUGAAUGAAUACAUGUGUCCACAGACAUGGAGAUACUUUACAGAUGGAUUAUAUACAUGUAUGGAAUAAGUAGCUCUUUUUGCUAAAUUUGAUGUGCUUUUUUUGCUGGGAUAUUAUUUUGCAAUAAAAGUGAAUUUUUAAACUG